GAAGUUUUCUUCAAUAUAAAGCAAACUCUGGUGUUGGAAACUUGAUGAUCAAGUUGUGGAAUGAAAUCAUGAACAAGAUACAACUUAAGAAGUAACAGUGGUCUAACAACUCAUUUCUUGACUCUAGUCAUGGAAACCUCUUUCUUUGUUUUUCUCUUCUGGUUUUUCUUUGUUCUUCUUCUUCCCUCUGCUUAUUCAGUUUCUUUCCAAAUUCCUCGAUUUGAUCCCACCGAUGCCAGAAUAGUAUAUGAAGGUGACGCUAGGCCUAAUGUUGGAGCCAUUGAUUUCACAAGCCUAACUUAUGUCUGUCACAUUGGUAGAGCCACCUAUGCACAGAAAGUGCCACUCUGGGACCCUAAAUCCAGCAAGCUAACAGACUUCACUACUCGUUUUUCGUUCAGCAUCGACACCCUGAAUCGAUCAUCAUAUGCUGCAGGCCUAGCUUUCUUCCUUGCUCCUGCUGGAUUCCUGAUUCCGGUUAAUUCCAUUGGUGGGUUCCUAGGCCUAUACAACACCACAACAAGUGACUCUUCUAUAAAUAAAAUUGUUCAUGUUGAGUUUGGCACAUUCUCUAAUCCGGCAUGGGAUCCUCCAUAUCAGCAUGUUGGGAUCAACAAAGAUUCCAUUGCUUCAGCAAACACAACAGCUUGGAACGCAAGCUUCCACAGUGAUGAUAACGCAGAUGUACUAAUCACAUACAAUUCUACUACAAAGAAUUUUAGUAUGUCAUGGACUUAUAAAUCAACCAGUAAUCCUCAGGAGAAUUCUAGUCUCUCCCUCAUCAUUGAUCUUCGAGAGGUUCUACUGAGGAUCAUGAUCGGAUUUUCAGCUGCAAAUAGUUAUCUAUUCGAACGACAUUUGGUUUCAUCUUGGGAGUUCAGUUCAAGUUUGGAUAUAAAGGAAACACAUGAAAACAAAGAAAGAAUUUUAGGCCUUACUGUUGGUCUACCAGUUUCAUUUGGUGUCUUGCUUGUUGGAGCAAGUGUUGUCUUUGGUAUUUGGUGGAGAAUGAAGAAGCAAGAGGCAGAUGCAACAGCAGAGAUGGUGAAUUUAACAUCAAUCAAUGAAGAUCUUGAAAAAGGAGCAGGACCAAGAAGGUUUUCUUACAAAGAACUUAUGUCAGCUACCAACAACUUCUCAAAUGACAGGAAACUUGGAGCAGGAGGAUUUGGUGCAGUUUACAAAGGGUACUUAAGUGAUCCGCAUAUUCCUGUAGCUGUCAAGAAGAUUUCAAGAGGUUCUAAACAGGGGAAAAAGGAGUAUAUAACCGAGAUAAGGAUCAUUAGCCGGUUGAGACACCGGAAUCUAGUGCAGCUCUUGGGUUGGUGCCAUGACAGAGGCGAACUCCUUAUUGUUUAUGAAUUCAUGUCGAAUGGUAGCCUUGAUUCUCAUAUCUUUGGGAAUAAGACUCCUCUGACUUGGGUUUUGAGGUACAAGAUAGCCCUUGGAAUAGCCUCCGGAAUGCUCUAUCUUCACGAAGAAUGGACACAAUGUGUGGUGCACCGCGAUAUCAAAUCAAGCAAUAUAAUGCUGGAUUCUAGUUUUAAUGUUAAGCUUGGUGACUUUGGUUUAGCCAAGCUCAUGGACCAUGAGCUAGGUCCUCUCACAACUGGGUUAGCAGGAACAUUAGGUUACCUGGCUUCUGAAUAUAUAAGCACGGGCAGAGCUAGCAAAGAGUCGGAUGUGUACAGCUUUGGAGUGGUGGCAUUAGAAAUAGCCACAGGAAAAAAGGCUGUCAAUCCUACAGGUCAGAGCCCGGAAAUGAGUUUGUUAGAGUGGAUUUGGGGUCUUUAUGGAAGUGGCAAUCUGAUAUCAUCAGCAGAUCAGAGAAUGCGCAUGGACUUUGACAGGAAACAAGUAGAGUGUUUGCUGGUUGUUGGACUCUGGUGUGCUCAUCCUGAUCACAGUAUGAGGCCUUCAAUAAGACAAGCUAUUCAGGUGCUGAACUUUGAGGCAGUGAUGCCUAAUCUUCCUACAACAAUGCCUGUUCCUAUGUUUCAUGUGCCUGCCUCUUCAUGUUCUGCUGAACCUUUAGUCAGUAGUUCAAUCCUAGAAAUUGGUCGUUAAAGUUUAAUUAUUUGUCUUCUAAUGUAUUCACAGAUGUUCUGUCAUUCCACAGUGACAUAGUGUUUAAGUUCACACUGGGAAACAUCCUCUUCACAGUGAGGGAAAAAGAGUACCUUCAUCUGUUUUAGGAUAAACCUUGUAGUGAUCAAUAAGAAUUUUGUUCACUGGGUUUGAUACUUUUAUUGUAGAAAAACUUCUUCAUCAAAAGUUUCCGAUGAUUUAUGUAACUUGAUUCUGCUUAAUGUUUUUUUAGG
Molecule: messenger RNA, 2321 nt
Organism: Tripterygium wilfordii
Lineage: Eukaryota; Viridiplantae; Streptophyta; Magnoliopsida; Celastrales; Celastraceae
Product: L-type lectin-domain containing receptor kinase IX.1-like
Biological process (GO): protein phosphorylation
Cellular component (GO): plasma membrane
Molecular function (GO): protein kinase activity; carbohydrate binding; ATP binding
Source: RefSeq, a predicted model, not a curated record